AUGCCGCCCAUUACGCCCUCGCGCGUCGCCGUCUUGGUGCUCUCCCUAUCGCUCAUGAGCUUCCUCUGGACCUUUGGCCUCCCGCACCAGCUCGCGUCGCCCUCGCUGCCCAUCAUCAGUCACGACCCUCCAAAGGGCAAACCGCUCACAGAGCCGCUGAUCCCGCAGCCCCUCAUUGAAAGCACCACGCAGAGCACACAAGAGACUAUACCCACCCCGAGGCCUGCGCUUUCAUCGCAUGCGGAGCAGCCCGCCAGAGUCGAUUCCACAACGCCGCCUGUGAGCGGAGAGGGUGGCAAAGGCAGACCAGGAGAUGGCCAGGGGCAGCAAGAGGGCAGUGUGCUGCCCAAAGAGACCGCAGCGCCCGUCCCAUCCGGAAGCAACGGAACCGCUGCGAGCGCCUCGCCUUCGCCCACGCCCGUUGGCUCGACCAAGUUUUGCAAGGACGUUCAUGGCGCGCCGAACGUCAUGGUUAUUGUAAAGACCAGCAAGGCAGAAAUCUCCGAGAAGAUCCCCAACCAACUCCUCACACUGCUCUCAUGCGUCCCCAACUUCGCCAUCUUCAGCGACCACGCAGGCACAAUCGACGGCUUCACGGUGCACGACGCGCUCGACUCCGUCUCGAAUACUAGCAGAACGCUGAACGACGAGUUCCGCGAGUAUGACAAGAUACAAGCGGACCCAGAGUACAAACCGGAUGCCGGCAAGACCAAGGCGCUAGACAAGUGGAAGUUCUUGCCCAUGGUAUACAAGGCGUACAAGAUGCGGCCCCACCAGAAGUUUUACAUCUUCAUCGAGGCAGAUACCAGCUUGAGCUGGACCAAUCUGCUGCAGUGGAUGGAUAGACUGGACUACCGCAUCCCGUAUUACAGCGGCGCGCCCAUGUUCCAGGGCUCUACGAAAUACGCGCAGCGAGGUCCGGGCAUCCUGCUCUCCAAUGGCGCUCUCCGGCAGUAUGCGAAAUCGUACAACGAGCGCUAUGUCUCAGAGUGGGAGUCGCAAGUAGGAAAGGAAUGUUGUGGCGAUAUGGUUCUAGCGAAUGCGAUGACCGAGUCGCACGUCGAGUUCUACUCCGCCUUUCCCCUCCUACAGGGCGAGACACCGAGCACACUUGACUGGACGAAGCGACAUUGGUGCGCGCCCAUUGUCUCGUGGCACCACAUGACGGCCGACGAGAUCGAUCUGCUGUGGGGCUUCCAGCGGAACUGGACCCACAAGUAUGGCUGGGAAGUGCCGUACCUUAUCCGGAACGCUUUCGAGGAGUUUAUAUCGCCGCAUUUGGAAGAGAAGAAAGAGGAUUGGGAUAAUAUAUCAUCGGACACCAAAAUCGUGGCAGAACAGGGUAGAAGAGAGCGUCUGGCCAAGGAAAAGGCGGAGCAAGAGGCCAAGACAAAAGAUGCGCCAGCGCCCACUUCGAAGCCUGAGCCACCAAGCUCCCGACUACGAAGACGUGCAAAAGCCCAAGGCGACAAGUACCUGAGGAGAGACACCAUCGACUGGGACAAGAUUGGCGAAACGAUCAAGGACGCCGCCGACAGUGCCGAGCACUGCCAAUCGGUCUGCAAGAGAACAGAAGACUGUGUGCAAUGGAAGUACACGCCCAAGGGCGAUGGCGAGUGUCAUCUUGGCAAGACGAUGCGCCUGGGCAGGAAGUUUGAAAAGAGAGAGGGACGAGACAGCUGGACAAGCGGAUGGAUGGUUGAUCGCAUCAAGAAGGUGACGGAGGAAUGGGGCCAAUGCGAGAAGCCAAGUUGGCGGUUUAACCAGUGAAUGGACAUGGAGUAAAGGCGACGGGCUCGAGUUUUCCAGCAUUGUGGGGUCUUUUUGCAGGGAGUUCUGGAGUUAGGGGCUCGUACAUGGGCUUUAGACUUUUUCCUGUGAACAUUUUUGGGCUGGAUGCGAAGAGUACAGCGAGGCAGGGGGGAGUUGGCUUGUAUGUAUACCCCUGUUGUAUGUAGCAUAUGAUGAAUGCAUGGGAAUGGAUAUUUUUACAGUUUAC
This is a messenger RNA of Trematosphaeria pertusa, 1999 nucleotides long. Its product is annotated as glycosyltransferase family 31 protein. The transcript is spliced from 2 exons. Bases 1 to 1770 code for a protein of 589 amino acids. NCBI's taxonomy places the organism in Eukaryota, Fungi, Ascomycota, Dothideomycetes, Pleosporales, Trematosphaeriaceae. The record is from RefSeq and is a predicted model, not a curated record.